This is a messenger RNA of Fusarium fujikuroi IMI 58289, 1524 nucleotides long. RefSeq lists its product as uncharacterized. The coding region runs from base 1 to 1524 and encodes 507 amino acids. Lineage: Eukaryota; Fungi; Ascomycota; Sordariomycetes; Hypocreales; Nectriaceae. The transcript has 2 exons. The record is from RefSeq and is a predicted model, not a curated record.
AUGGAGACUUACCUCCGCGAAUAUUACAAGUGGCGGGUCUGGCAAGAGAGCAUUGAGAAGAUACCUAAUGCUGAACUACUUGAAUAUGCUCUUGAGAAGAGACAGACUGUCGCAGAGCUGCUACGUGAACAUCGUCCUUUUCUCUGCACUGACAAUGUUUCAGACCAAGACAAACAAAAAGGCGUCGAGUUUCUGCAGGGACUCAAGAUCGCUGGUGUAGUUGAAGAGUUUUUGGAGUAUACAGAGAAUGGCUUGCUUGACUUUCUUCGACUGGAUAUAGAGUGGGAGAUCCUCCAGGAUGCUAUCGACAAACAGCAGAUGCUGGGUUCGUUGGAACUUGGGUGGCUUGACCCUGAGAAAGUCGAGCUACUCAUGGCUCAAUUUUCCACUCCUGAACCUACGGGCCCAUUCCGGUAUCCUGAGUUGGGAGAUCCAUUCUUGGGUACUGUUAAGAGAAGACUUGCACCUCCACCAGCUGAUGCCCCAGACGAAUACGUGACGAUGAAAGAUGACGGCUACGAUUCAGAUGCGACACACGAUGCAACUGAAGAUAAGAAUGAGAACGACCAGCCACGCGAUAAAGGAAAACAGCCUGCAGGCCAUGAACAACAAGAUGAACAAGCUACCAAAGAUGCUCAACUCCGCCCCCUGACGUCCCUCAUCCCAGGACCACUCGGUGAAGUGCCUCUUCCAUAUCAGCGAAACAUCUUACAAAUGGUCUCUCAGAGAUAUUACCACGAAGCUUACACCCAUUUGCAAGGAAGAACAGUGUCUACUCUUGUAGAGGAAGAAAGAACACCGCACCCGCCAGCCUCAGCGUAUUGUCCUACAGGGUUUCACUACCUAGCAAAGCAAAAGCAAGUCCGUGGGCUUAUUGGGCCUGAAGGUGGAAGGAGAUCUAUGCAUCGAGGUGAUGUUGAGCAUGGAGAGGGGUCUGCGAGACAGGAGGCGGGAGGGAGUGCUUCAUUAACAGCUGGAAGGGUCCCUGUUUUGACAUCUCAUUUUGAGGAUGCGUUUCUGAAUGACCCAAGAUACGACUACAUCAUGAAUCAGCGCCAGAAGCCGGUGUAUUUGGAAGAGGUCCCAGAGCAUGACAUGGAACAAGAAGAACAGCAUCCAGCCUUUACUCCCGCCCCUGACGAAGAACCUUUAUCAUUCAUCCAAGCAAGUGGUUCAACACUCCAACCCAGUCAAUACUCUGCACCCACCAUCCUAGGCCGAACAGCCCCUAUCGACGACUCCACGCCAUCUCAGCAACUUCGGAAGAUGCUCGACGCCAACUGGUCCGGCUUUCUCAAAAAGAAGGGAAGCAAAUCAACAGCAAACUCAGUUACACGACAGAACAGGGCAUCCCAAGACAUCGAGAGCGAGAUAGAAGCUGAUCCCAUGACCAUGCCGAUUGAUGUCCCCGAGCCAGAGAAUGAUGGCGAUUAUAACCCGAAGAAGAGAACGCCCAAGAAGGCUGGACGAGGAAGACCGAGAAAGGCUAGUCUCAAGAAGAGGGAGAGUGAGGGGAGGAUCUAG